CAUCGCCGUGGCAGAUCGCUUCGCUGCCCUCGUCUGCGCUCGUCUCCGCGUCCUGCCUCCGCCCUGGCCUCGCCUUUUUGGGGAUUCCUUCCUGAAUCCGCUUCCAGCCAGCUCGACCGAGCCCUCCCUGAACACCAUUGCCACAAAUGAAGGCCUUCGAGGCACCCGAUGCCAAUUGGAGCAGCGCCGACCCUGCUGGGCUGUCCCUCAACGGGCUCCUCGCAACGAGCGAGCCGGCCCCAUCCGCCGAUGCCACAGAUGCGCACAAGGAAGCUGUCGUAGCAACCAGUCUCGACGAGGCAUCCGCCGCCCAGACCAAAGCCGCCGCCGCUCCCUCUGCUUCUACCUCUGCCUCUGACUCUGCCGCCCAUGCAGCCUCGCGAGUCCAUAUCCGGGACUUUGCUUAUGCAGAGAGCGACCCUCGCCACUGGACCAACAACCACUCGCAUAGUCCAGGGCUCGACAGUGACGAUGAUCCCGAGUAUGGGCCGGCCGAUGAGGAACUGUUCUCUUCCGAUGUCGAGGAAGACGAUGUCAGCCCCGGCUCCGGCGCCGGCACUGGCGCCGGCACCGCCCACAUUCUCAACAGUAGCGGCCAGCCGCUGAGCAAGCAUAGCAUCGAUCUGAAGCGAGACAUUGCUCCGAUGCUGGCGCAUUACCUAAACCAGGACUCGACCGAGCACCCGUCUGAUCAGCUCGAUUUUUACUGCGUCAAGGCCGCCUUUGAGUUCUCGAAGGUAACCGAGUGGGAGAUGUCGAUAAAGGAAGGCAACGAGCUAAUUGUCGCUGAGAUUGUGCCACGGAAGCAGCCGCAUGUUCCCGAGACACAGACCCCUCCGACGAGCCUGGAAGCUGCCAAGCAUGUCGAUGGCAGCGCCAAUGCUGCUACUGCUGCUGCUAUUCAUACACCCGAAUCGGACACGCUUUCGGCCAAAGCCCCGAACUCAACAGCCCAACCGGCUGCGGCAGCCUCCGACCUUCCAGCCAGCACAAAUCACUCCUCCGGCCUGCCUUCGGCCAAGCGCGACUCACUACGCGGCUCGGAGCCGACAAAUCUCAACACUGGCAAUAAUGCCGGCCAGUCCGAAGAACGGGACCGGUGGGCGAGCGUCGACGAUCUCGACGAAAGCGGCAUGGGCGCACUCGUGGACUCGGGCAACUCGGUCGACUCGCAGCACAACAUCCUGGUGAGCAGCGAUCCCAGCGGCGACAGCGACAUCCAAGCGCUAUUCCCGUUCAAAGAAGUCGAGUUUGAGCCCGAAGCCAGUGUCAUCGGGACCAAGCUGCGCGAGUUUGUUGGAUACCAGAAGGCCUAUGGCGAGGGCUGGCUGACGGGCGUCAAGCUGACGAUCCGCGGGUCGCAGGCCCGGGUCAAGAUCAGACUGCUCGACUUGGGACUGAUCCCCGGAAACUAUGUGCAAAAGCUCUGAUGGUGAAUCUCGGGACUCGAUGCGAUGAUGCAAGGGCACGGAGAAUGACUCUGGCUCAAGCCGGCCGGGCAAUCGCCAAUGUGAGAUAGGCACACGCACAACGGGCAUUCUUCAGCGACCCGGCAGUCGCCAGCGU
This is a messenger RNA of Polychytrium aggregatum, 1566 nucleotides long. RefSeq lists its product as uncharacterized. Bases 147 to 1430 code for a protein of 427 amino acids. The record is from RefSeq and is a predicted model, not a curated record. The transcript is spliced from 2 exons. NCBI's taxonomy places the organism in Eukaryota, Fungi, Chytridiomycota, Chytridiomycetes, Polychytriales.